Molecule: messenger RNA, 2712 nt
Organism: Trichomycterus rosablanca
Lineage: Eukaryota; Metazoa; Chordata; Actinopteri; Siluriformes; Trichomycteridae
Gene: lgr6
Product: leucine-rich repeat-containing G-protein coupled receptor 6
Exons: 20
Coding region: 1-2712 (903 amino acids)
Biological process (GO): adenylate cyclase-activating G protein-coupled receptor signaling pathway; activation of adenylate cyclase activity; hormone-mediated signaling pathway
Cellular component (GO): plasma membrane
Molecular function (GO): G protein-coupled peptide receptor activity; protein binding; protein-hormone receptor activity
Source: RefSeq, a predicted model, not a curated record
AUGUUGCGGCCGCUGCUGUUGGCGUGCCUGGCGUGGAGCGUAGGCGCCGGGGCGAGCGCGUGCCCGUUGGCGUGUUCGUGUGAACAGGAGGGAAUGCUUCUCAUCACCGACUGCUCGGAGCUGGCGCUGUGGGCCGUCCCCUCGGACCUGCACCCCCUCACCUCGUACCUAGAUCUCAGCAUGAACAACAUCAGUGAGAUUCCACCCAACAGCUUCCACAACCUGCCCUACCUCACCGAACUGCGACUGUCAGGAAACCAGCUGAGACACAUCAGUGGAUCUGCAUUCAACGGUCUCACCGCUCUCAAAGUCCUGAUGCUGCAGAACAACCAGCUGGAGAAACUGGACAGUGAAGAUCCAUGGGAACUCCCCAACCUGCUCUCACUGCGUCUGGAUGCGAACCUGAUCGCCGAGGUUCCCGCUCAGACCUUCUCGGGAAUGCGCUCCCUGCGCCACCUGUGGCUGGACGAUAACGCGCUGACGGAGAUUCCAGUGAGCGCGCUCAGUGACCUUUCCACCCUGCAGGCCAUGACCCUCGCCCUUAACCGCAUCACGCACAUCCCCGACCACGCCUUCAGGAACCUGUCCAACCUGGUCGUACUGCAUCUUCAUAACAACCUGAUCCAGAGUUUAGGAGAGAACAGCUUCGAGGGUCUGCGCAGUCUCGAAACACUCGAGCUGAACUUUAACGCUAUGCAGGAGUUCCCUGUGGCCAUUCGAACCCUGAACAAGCUGCAGGAACUCGGUUUUCACAACAAUAACAUCAGGCUGAUUCCUGAGAGAGCGUUUGUAGGAAACCCACUGUUACAGACCAUUCAUUUCUUUGAGAAUCCGAUCCAGUUCGUUGGAAGAUCUGCGUUCCAGUUCCUGCCCAAGUUACACACACUAUCCCUGAACGGUGCCACUGAGAUUCGGGAGUUCCCCGACCUUAAAGGAACCACCAGCCUGCAAAUCCUAACUUUGACCCGGGCCGGUCUCACCACCCUGCCAUCUGAUCUGUGCCAACACAUGUCCAGUCUCAGAGUACUUGAGCUGUCUCAUAAUGGGAUCGAGAACCUGCCAAGUUUUUCCCGCUGUUCUUCACUCCAGGAGAUAGGCCUGCAGCACAAUCGAAUCAGACGGAUCGAUCUGAUCACCUUCCAGCGUCUCGCCUCCCUCCGAUCACUAGAUCUGAGCUGGAAUCUGAUGGAGUUUAUUCACCCCGACGCCUUCAGCUCCCUCCAGUCUCUCCUCAAACUGGAUCUGAGUGAGAAUCGGUUAGUGACUCUUCCACUGAUCGGCCUGAGCAGCCUCACACACCUCAAACUGAGAGGGAACACACACCUGUCCCACCCCAUCAGAGAGGAGAACCUACCAAACAUCAGGGUGCUGGAGAUGCCCCAUGCGUACCAGUGCUGUGUUUUCGGAGCGUGCGGUGGGUACAGAGUCGCCCCCCAGUGGGAGGAAACAGCAAACACAGAGGAAGAGGAGCUGCAGAAGAGAGCGCUCGGCCUCGUCCCAAUCCACACCGACUAUGAUCCAGACCUGGAGGAGUUCCAGAGAGCCAUCGAGGAGUCCAAACUCCAGAGCAGUGUGCAGUGCAGCCCCACCCCAGGUCCCUUUAAACCAUGUGACGCUCUGUUCGACGGCUGGUUGGUCCGUUUGGGGAUGUGGAUAAUCUCGGUGGUGGCUCUGCUCGCCAACGUUGUCCUGGUCCUGUCCAUCUUCAUCUCGCCCAGCUACCUGUCGCCCAUCAAGUUCAUCAUCGGCUCCAUCGGCGCCGCCAACCUGCUGACCGGGCUGUGCUCCUGCGUCCUGGCGCUGAUCGACGCCCUGACCUUCGGGGAGUUCGCCACGUACGGCGCACGGUGGGAAACAGGAGCCGGUUGCCGGGCGACAGGGUUCCUGUCUGUGGCGGCGUCGGAGGCGUCCAUCCUGUUCCUGGCGCUGGCGGCGGUGCAGUGCAGCGUCUCGGUGUCGUUCGGGAAGUCUCCGUCUCACGGGAACGUCCGAGCCGCCGCCGCCGUCUGCGUCACGCUCUCGGUGGUGUCGGCCAGCCUGCCGCUCUUAGGUGUGGGGAAGUUCGGGACCACGCCCCUCUGCGCGCCCUCCCCGCUACCCGACGCCCCGCCCACCACGCUGGGGUUCAUGGUGGCGCUGAUCAUGAUGAACUCGCUGUGCUUCCUGCUCAUCACCAGCACCUACAUCAAGCUGUACUGGGAUCUGAUGAGGGGGCAUUUCGACAGCGUGUGGGACUGUGCCAUGAUCAAACACGUGGCAUGGCUCAUCUUCACCAACUGCCUGCUCUACUGCCCCGUCGCCUUCCUCACCUUCUCCUCGCUGCUGGCGCUCGUGCCCGUCGGCCAGGACGUCAUGAAGUCCGUCCUGCUGCUGCUCCUGCCGCUGCCCGCCUGCAUCAACCCGCUGCUCUACGUCCUCUUCAACCCACACUUCCGCGAGGACGCCGGGCUGAUCCUGACCCGGGUGCGGCCGGCGCGGGGACGAGCGCUCGACUCCUUCGUUUCGGUGGAGAUCGAGAAGAGUUCCUGCGACUCCACCCAAGCGCUCGUGCCGUCCGCCUCGGGGUCGGACGCGCCGCUCGAGGGCUCGGUGCCGCUCGUCCCGUGCCGGCUGCCUGUACCCACCCGCCAGGAUCGUAAACGAACCCGUCUCACAUCACGCCGCAGAUUCUGUACCAGCAUGGACGUUAGAAACUCCCCCGGCGCUUCGUGA